Messenger RNA from Triticum turgidum subsp. durum (durum wheat), 465 nucleotides. Lineage: Eukaryota; Viridiplantae; Streptophyta; Magnoliopsida; Poales; Poaceae. The record is from the annotation of a GenBank genome assembly.
AUGGCCACCUACCCCCUCCUCCUCCUCUUCGCCGCCGUCGCCGUAGCCGUAGCGGCGGCGUCGUCCGCGGGGGACAAGCCAACGGCGUACGAGAUGCUGGAGCGGUACGACUUCCCGCGGGGCAUCCUGCCGGAGGGGGUGGAGGGGUACGAGCUCGAUCCGGACGGCGGCUUCCAGGUGUACUUCCCGCGGGAGUGCGAGUUCCUGCUAGCGAAGCAGUGGCUGGUCAAGUACGACACGCGCAUCGCCGGCGCCGCCAGCGCGGGCAAGCUCGCGGCGCUGCAGGGCAUCUACGUCAAGGUACUCUUCCUGUGGAUCCCCGUCGCCGAGGUCGACCGCGCCGGCGACCGCCUCAGCUUCUACAUCGGCCCCGUCUCCACGUCCUUCCCGCUAAGCGACUUCGCCAGCAGCGCGCACUGUCGCGGCUACCACGACCGCGCCGCCGUCGCUGCGGCCGUCUCGUGA